Molecule: messenger RNA, 792 nt
Organism: Onthophagus taurus
Lineage: Eukaryota; Metazoa; Arthropoda; Insecta; Coleoptera; Scarabaeidae
Product: ciliary microtubule inner protein 2C
Source: RefSeq, a predicted model, not a curated record
AUCUAUCAAAAUUAAUUUGUCACACUUAUAAAAUUUUAAAUCUAAAUUCUAAUUUUUUAUUCUAAAUUCUUUUAAAAUUAAUUAGUAUUUUCCGCAUUCCACAAAAAUGGGGGAUAUAAAACUAUCAGAUAUGAAGGCAACUUAUUUUCCGCCGGCAUUGCAACCUGUGUUUAUGGGGGCCACACCACCGAUAAAAACAGGAUAUGGGUCUUUGUACGGUUCAUCGAAUAUCGGUCAUUUCCAAAACUAUCGAAAUGAAAAUUUAUCAAAAUUUCAAAUGCCCCCUUACGAAUGGGGAUUUAUGAACACCCCGUACAGCCCAAGACCGGAUAUUGCAAUAGCUGGAAAAGGAACUAACUGGGAUCAAGUACUCCGUAUGCCUCGCCCAAUUUAUUCAAUGCUUGAUGCUGGAAGACAACAAGAAGUGGACGACUUUUAUAAAGCUGCCCAACAACAUAGGGAUCAAUAUAAGGAUCAUAGUGGAAGAUUGCAUGCUAUGCGUUACUUUAAAUCUGCCGACUACUCAUAUCAAUGUCCAACAGAUCCUACAAGUACAUAUUUGACAUUCCCACAAUAUUAUGUAAAAUACAAGAGUCCUUCAGUUCUACCAACUUCCUACCGAAGAACUGUUAUAUCUCCAUCUUUACCUGCUCGUGCUUUAACUGGAACUUACUCGCCUUACAGCGAUAUUGCAUAUAAAAGAUAACCUCGUGAUAUGUUUUAUGUAUUUUGUCAAUAUUUUUUUGUGUAUCCUGUUUUGUUAUCGUUAUUUGUGGUCGUUUUUUAAACAAU